Messenger RNA from Magnolia sinica, 1474 nucleotides. RefSeq lists its product as uncharacterized. Gene Ontology annotation, molecular function: transmembrane transporter activity. The transcript is spliced from 11 exons. Gene Ontology annotation, cellular component: membrane. Lineage: Eukaryota; Viridiplantae; Streptophyta; Magnoliopsida; Magnoliales; Magnoliaceae. The record is from RefSeq and is a predicted model, not a curated record. Gene Ontology annotation, biological process: transmembrane transport. The coding region runs from base 58 to 1056 and encodes 332 amino acids.
UCCUGCAACCAGCUACUUCACUCUCUCUCUCUCUCUCUCUCUCUCUCUCUCUCUGCGAUGGAGCGGAGCAAGGUUCGUCGCGUGGUAUUGCUCCUGCUACUCGGCCAGCUCAUGUCUCUCUUCCUCGCAGCCACCAGCUUCACCUCCUCUCUCAUUGCCAGCUUCGGUGUGAACACACCGCUUACUCAGUCUCUCUUCACCUAUCUGUUGUUGGCUCUAGUAUUUGGUAGCAUCCUUCUGUAUCGACGGCAAAAGCUCCAGGUUCCUUGGUAUUGGUAUAUUGUCUUGGGCUGUAUCGAUGUUCAAGGGAAUUAUCUUGUCAUCAAGGCAUACCAAUUCUCAUCAAUUACUAGUGUGACGCUGCUGGACUGCUGGACCAUACCGUGGGUCAUAAUUCUCACAUGGAUAUUCAUAGGAACCCGAUAUUCGCUGUGGCAACUUUUGGGCGUGGUCAUUUCUGUGGUGGGCCUUGGUUUGGUGCUUCUCUCAGAUGCAGGGGUUUCUGGUGGAGGUGGGAAGAAACCUGUUCUGGGCGAUGUACUUGUUAUUGCAGGGACAUUUUUUUAUGCAUUUAGCAAUGUUGGAGAGGAAUACUGUGUUAAGAAGAAAGAUCGCGUUGAAGUGGUUGCAAUGCUUGGUGUUUCUGGAGUGCUAUUUAGCGUCAUUGAAAUAUUCCUAUUUGAGAGAAAGGAGCUCGAGUCGGUCAAGUGGUCUGCAACAAUUAUAUGUCUUUUCAUGGCCUUUGCAAUGUCAACGUUUCUGUUCUACACUACGCUUCCUUUCCUUCUAAAGAUGAGUGGGGCCGCAUUAUUCAAUCUCUCACUUCUCACGUCCGACAUGUGGGCAGUUGUCAUUCGCAUCUUUUUUUACCGGCAGCAGGUUGAUUGGUUAUACUAUCUUUCUUUCGUUACAGUUGCUCUUGGACUAAUCAUCUAUUCACUAUCCGAGCCACGGUCCGUUCUGGCAAUGGCACCCACCGAUGAAGAAGUGAGUAUCCAGUAUCAACCACUCAAUGAAGAGAAUGCAGAUUCUAGAAAUGAGGUCUUGGCUAACUGAAGAGGAAGGUAAGCCAUUGGAAUUCAGACGUUGAAGAUACUAAUCUAGAUUUAUUUUGGGAGCCCGAACCUUCGUGGACAGCUUCAAGUCACAUUAGUGAGAGAACCAACUGUUCAAAACGAGUACCCAGAUGCUUCCUUUCAGCCAGAAGUCAGACCUUGAGCUAAUAUUUGGUUUCGGUACAAAUGCUGGUGAUCUGAACUCUGCUGCGGUUCGUGAGCUUUGAGGUUCGUAGAAAUUAGUCUACCACGAUUGGAAAUUUACUACGGGAAGGAACUGUGAUAAUAAAUGUUAUACUGUGGGAUGGUUACCAUGGAAAUUAUUUGAAACAUGAGCGUCACUUAGCAAUAUCUGCUAUUUGUUGUCACUUUCCCCAACCCUCAAAAAAAUGAAAGUAGGCUAUUUCCUUGGUUUAUAA